Psilocybe cubensis is the source of this 975-nucleotide messenger RNA. RefSeq lists its product as uncharacterized. Bases 1 to 975 code for a protein of 324 amino acids. The transcript has 7 exons. Lineage: Eukaryota; Fungi; Basidiomycota; Agaricomycetes; Agaricales; Agrocybaceae. Gene Ontology annotation, molecular function: hydrolase activity. The record is from RefSeq and is a predicted model, not a curated record.
AUGGCACCAGUCAACCAAGAAACCGCCAUUGAAGCUCUGGACUAUGGAUCAAGCGUCACUUUCAAAUCCCCUACAGAAAUUGUAUAUUUGGAUUACUUUCCAUCGCAGCUUCGUGCGAAGCCACCCAGAACAGCAGAAGAGAAAGCAGACUGGACUCGGUUUGUGUGUAUCAGCGAUACGCAUGCUCGGACGUUUGAUGUCCCAGAUGGUGAUGUGCUGUUGCAUAGUGGAGACCUAACAAACCUGGGCACCGAGGCUGACUUUCAAAAGACAGCGGAAUGGCUAUAUUGUCUGCCGCAUAAGACGAAAAUCAGGAAACCACGACCUAACGUUACACGCCGACUGAAUCGCGACAAGAUCAUGGACAUGCUGAAAGGAAAGAAGGCCAGAGACGCAGGACUCGUCUACCUUGAAGAUGAAUACUAUGAAUUCAAAAUCAGAGACAGUGGCCGGGUUUGGAGUGUUUAUGGCUCACCGUGGUCGCCGUGGUUUCAUAACGGGGCAUUUAACUAUGAGCGGGAACAUGCCAAAGAAUUGGUUGCAAAGUUUCCUAAAACAGAUAUUCUGUUGACACAUGGUCCUGUACAUCAAAUCUUUGAUCAAGUUAUAGGCGGAGAGCAAGUCGGGUGUGAAGCACUCAGAGCCCGUAUGCCUGAGCUGCGGCCCCGUCUUCACCUUGCGGGUCAUAUACAUGAAGCACAUGGUGCUUACAUACAUACAUGGGAUCCCGAAAACAACUAUGAGGCCCCCACUAUCCAAAAUGAUGACCCCAGGGUGUUAAGUGACCUGACAACUUCGGACAAUCUGCCAGAUGUUAAGCAUAGUAAUCCUGAACGUGAACGCACUGUGUUCAUAAAUGCAGCCAAUUGGCCGAUGGGCAAUAGGGCGAAGCGCAACAUUACGGGAACUUUGAAUCGCAAAAUUCCUUUUGGAGGCCCUGGAUUUCAGGCAGUUGUCGUAGAUCUCAAAGAUUGA